Molecule: messenger RNA, 831 nt
Organism: Rotaria sp. Silwood2
Lineage: Eukaryota; Metazoa; Rotifera; Eurotatoria; Philodinida; Philodinidae
Source: the annotation of a GenBank genome assembly
AUGAAUUUAGAAACAAGUAUUCAUCUGAUCAAGCAAUUCGAUGGUACACAAAAGAUUCAUUUUUUUUAUCGCGUAUUAAAUAAAGCUCUUCGUAUUCAAGAUACUAAUCUAUUACUUCUAUUUCGUUUUUUCAUUCGUGAUAUUGAAAAACAACUAAGAGAAUAUCAAUGUCCAUCACCAGUUACUCUCUAUCGAGCUAAUGAUUUUAUUGCUUCAAAUACAACUGAUGAAAACUUAAAACGUAUUCUAUUUGAAAUUUAUGCUGAUCCAUCUCAAAAUCAAUCGAAACCAUUUGCAGAUAUUUCAUCAGUCAGUUGUAUUUCUGAUGAACAAGAAGUAUUAAUGAUGAUAGGUUCAGUUUUUCGAAUCGAUGGUGUUGAUGAUACAAUAGAAUGUAUUCGAAUGACUCUUUGCAAUCAUAAUGAUCAAAAUUUUAAUUUACUUUUCGAUUUUAUGCAAAAGAAAAAUUGUAUUGCAACGGCUCGAUUGACUAAUUUUGGCAGUGUAUUGAUUGGUAUGGAUAAAUUUGAUGUCGCCGAACGUCAUUUUAAAUGUUUACUGAGAACUUUCUCGCCUAAUCAUCCUGAUCUUCUUAUUUGUUAUCAAGCAUUGGAAAAAAUCUAUUGUGAAAAAUGUGAUUUCGAUCGAAGUCUCAAAUAUUUCAAAAUAGGACUGAACAUUCUAUAUCGAGAAUCGAAUUCGAAUCAGAUUGAAAUUGAGUAUUUCCAUAAUAGUAUUGGUGAAGUGUAUCAGAAGAAAGGUGAAACUAAGGAAGCAUUGAAAUCAUUUCAACAAGCCCUGAAAAUUUUCAGCGAAAUCCCGGUGAUAUGA